Arachis duranensis is the source of this 2346-nucleotide messenger RNA. RefSeq lists its product as uncharacterized. Gene Ontology annotation, molecular function: zinc ion binding. Lineage: Eukaryota; Viridiplantae; Streptophyta; Magnoliopsida; Fabales; Fabaceae. Bases 1 to 2346 code for a protein of 781 amino acids. The record is from RefSeq and is a predicted model, not a curated record. The transcript has 4 exons.
AUGAGUGACAUAGUAUUAUUGAAGGUGUAUUAUUUUGGUCAGAUUUUGUUACAAACAUCUGAAGGAGUCAGAUUUGUUUGUGAAAAUCCGUUAGAUGUUGUGAUUCCUUUCACAAUCUCAUUUGAAGAGCUCAAAGGUGUGAUCUGUGAACAGAUUAAUUCUAAGAGGGCAAGAAGAAUAUCUUGUAUUCUGUAUAGAUAUCCUAUACAAGUGUUUGGUGGAUUCGUCCAGUUUCAAAUGAAAUAUGUAACGGACGAAGCGAGCAUGCAAGAUAUGUUUUCCAUGUAUAUUGAAAAUCAGAGUCAACUCUUGUUCAUCGAGUUGUAUGUUGAGUUUGAGCAAUCUGAGGCUGACCAGAAUAUUUUACGGGAAGAUUACAAUAGUGACAGUGAAGAAGAGUUCGAAAGCAACUACGAAUUUGUUGGUCCAGAUGGAGAUGGGGUUGCAGGUGAGGGAGCUAUAGCUCCGGAUGUGUCUGACGUGGCAACUGCACUGGCAAACGAUGUGCCGUUUGAGGAGCCAUCAUUCAUGCGAAUUUUGGAUUUGGAAGCCAUGCAUGUUCCGGAGUUUCCGGAUUAUAUCAGUGCAGAAAUUCCUUUUAUCGCAGAUGGUGAAUUUGCCGUUGAGAUGGAAUUCAGUUUCAAGGAAGCUGUUAUUAAAGCGAUAAACGAGUAUACUAUUCGAAGAAGCGUAGACUACCGGGUGUAUGAAUCUGAGCCGUUGACAUUUUAUGCGAAAUGUACACAGUAUGGGUCAGGGUGUGAUUGGCUUAUCCGGGUUAGCAUGAUCAGCCGGAAGUACUGUUGGGUUAUAAGGAGGUAUAAUGGCAGUCACACAUGUACCAGAGCAACAAUUUCUCAGGAUCAUUCGAAGCUGGAUUCGACCACAAUUGCAGAAGCAAUUAAGCCGUUGGUUGAGGCUGACCCCGCCUUAAAGAUAAAAUCAGUUAUAGCAGAGGUGCAAUCGAAGUUCAACUACACUGUUAGUUAUCGGAAAGCAUGGUUGGCAAAGCAAAAGGCAGUGGAAAAAAUAUUUGGAGGCUGGGAAGCAUCGUACGAAGCGUUGCCUAUUUGGUUUGAGGCCAUGUGUCACAAGGAGCCGUCAGCUGUUGUUCAUUUUGAGACUAUGCCUGCAUAUCAAGGCGAUGACUUGGCGACUGAUAUUCGAGUGUUGCAUCGUGUCUUUUGGAGUUAUUACCCCUGCAUUAGAGCAUUCAGACAUUGUAAGCCAGUUGUCCAGGUGGAUGGGACUCAUUUGUACGGAAAGUACAAGGGUUGUCUACUAGUGGCAGUGUCACAGGAUGGCAACAACAAUAUCGUCCCAAUUGCGUUUGCGAUUGUGGAGGGAGAGACUUCAGAUGCGUGGCACUUUUUUCUAAGUAACCUUCGUCAGCAUGUUGUCACUCGGGAUGGUGUGGGACUGAUAUCCGACCGUCACGAAUCCAUAAAUGCAGCUGUGGAAAGGAGUAACGGGGCUUGGUCACCUCCUAGAGCUUUUCAUAUGUUUUGCAUCAGGCAUAUAGAGUCGAACUUUCUGAGAAAAUUCAAGGCGCCGUACUUGCAGAAACUGGUCAUCAACAUAGGAUAUUCGAGGACGGUGCGGGAGUACGAGUAUGCGUUGGCUUUUGACGGUGGAUAUCGAUGGGGUCAGAUGACGACAAAUCUAGUGGAAUUCAUCAAUUCAGUAUUGAAGGGUGCACGCAAUCUCCCCGUGACUGCUCUUGUGAAGGCCAUAUUCUACAGGCUUAACGAGUUGUUUACACGAAAAAGAGCGGAGGCGGAAGUCCGGAUUAAUGAUGGCUAUGUGCUUUCUGAUGUCGUGACCUCAAAGUUGCAUGCAAACCAACUUGCAUCAGGAAACAUUCAGAUUAGUUGCUUUGACCGGCAGAAUGAGGUCUUUGAGGUGCGUGAGAUGCCAAGUGGACUAGAGUUUGCAGUGGACCUACGUGGCCUUCGAUGUGACUGUGGUGAGCUUCAGGUUGACCGGAUCCCCUGUCGACAUGUGUUUGCAUGUUGUGCCAACCAGAGACUGGAUUGGCAAGUGUAUGUUCAUGAUUUGUAUAAGAUGGACCAAGUUCGUCGGGUGUACCGAGCAAGGUUUAGGCCACUUGGUAACCCCACCACAUGGCCUGCUUACAAUGGACCUCGGUUUAUCCCGAAUCCGUUCCUGAGACGCGUCACAAAAGGUCGCCCCAAAAUGACGCGUUUCUUGAAUGAGAUGGACACGCGAAUGUUACGUCGGCCAGGCGAUGUACGCUAUGCGGAGCUGAGGGACACAGCCGCAGCAGAUGCCGUCAGCCAGGUGGGGCAAAUGCUGACAGAGAUCGCCAGUAGAUUCUUAUUCUGA